Molecule: messenger RNA, 1080 nt
Organism: Symbiodinium sp. CCMP2592
Lineage: Eukaryota; Dinophyceae; Suessiales; Symbiodiniaceae
Source: the annotation of a GenBank genome assembly
AUGGCUGGCGGCUUUCUCUUCGUAUCGCUGCUGGUGUUGGCGAGGUCCUCGGACCUGAAGGGGCCCUGCGACAUCUACGCCGAAGGCAACACCCCCUGCGUCGCCGCGCACUCCCUGACCCGUGCCUUGUACGGAGCGUACUCUGGAGCGCUGUAUCAAGUGAAGAGAGCUUCGGACGGUGCUACUAAGGACAUUUCUGUGCUUCCCGGCGCGGGUAUCGCCGACUCCUCUCUCCAAGACUCCUUUUGUGAGCAAGACUCCUGCAUUGUGUUUCGAAUCUACGACCAGUCGCCGAGUAAGAACCACUUGGCUCUUGCACCUGCCGGCGGCGCUGUGAAAACUCCCGACAAGGGCGUUGAUGCAGCUGCAAAUCGCAUCUUUGCCUUGGACCAGUCCACCAAAAGGCUUCGCGCCGUCUACGGCGCCAAGUUCGAGGGUGGCAUGGGUUACAGGAAUGACAACACCAGCAACAUAGCAGUUGGUGACGAGCCAGAAUCGAUGUACAUGGUCGUGGCAGGGAAGCACUACAAUGGCAAGUGCUGCUUCGACUACGGCAAUGCCGAGGUGGACAAUCUUGACCAUGGUCCCGGCACGAUGGAGGCCAUCUAUUUUGGCUCGAACACUGAAGGCAGUCAUGGGGCAGAGGAUGGGCCUUGGGUCAUGGCUGACUUGGAGGAUGGACUCUGGGCCGGAAGCACUGGGGCAGAGAGCCCGGGAAACACACCCAUUCACAGUGACUUUGUGACGGCGAUGGUAAAGGGGGAUACGAAGAACCGCUUUGCUCUCAAGCACGCGGAUGCCACGGCAAAAGGCGGAAACCUGCCUUCGGAGAAGACGCUCAAGACUCUCUAUGAUGGCAAGCGCCCGGCAAAAUACGAGGUCAUGAAGAAGCAGGGCGCAAUCAUUCUAGGUAUCGGGGGAGAUAACAGCAACUGGGCUGUGGGCACUUUCUAUGAGGGCAUCAUGACAAAAGGGUUUGCUAGUGACAAGACAGAUGAUCUGGUGCAGAGAAACAUUCUGAGUGCGGGCUACAGCAUGACAGCUAGCAUGGAUGGAGUCACGGAAGAGACCUUCGUGUGA